AUGUUAGCUCAACCAAAAUUGCUCUCAUGGUCAUCAGCUAAAGCACGUAUCCUUAAUCAAUUACAUUCUACUGCAACAAUACAUGACGAAUCUGUGCAUCGUUUACGUCGAAUUUCUUUAACAUCAAGAAUUCCUCAAUUUCCAUUAUUCUCAAGUCGAUCUUUAACUAAGAUUCCAUUUGAUACACGUCUUCGAGCGUUUACAUAUUAUCGAUCAAUUGAUGAAGAUGAAAAUUCAAAUGAUGUAGAAGAUAUGAUUAUUAUAUCAUUAUUUUAUGAUGAUCCGAAAGAUCCACGUUCAGCAAUUGUUGUUUGUUUUGCUUCAUUGAAUGCAGGAAUUAUUCGGAGAAUGUUAAAAUAUGAUUUUCAAUUUCCAUCAUUUCAAUUAUUAAAAUAUAUUGCAAAACUUCAACUUAUUGUUGGUUAUUCAAAUAAUCAGCUAUAUUUAAUUUCCAAUAAAAAUGGUCAGUUAAAAUAUUUAACAUCUGUUAAUUGUCCGGGUGUUGCUCGAAGAAUAAUUUAUGAUAAAACGGCACGUGAUAUAAUAUAUGUUGGUGGUGAUAAUGGUUUCUUUGUUCGUUGGUAUCUUGUUCGAGAAACAAAUGGAUAUGACUUACGACUUGGUGAUAGAUUAAAAUCGGUAUUUAUUAAUCGACAACAUAAUAUUAUUGAUAUGAAACUUGAUCCAAUAACACAUAAAUUAUUUAUUGUUGGUCAUAAAGGUUGUUUAAUAUUUGAUACACUUUUAAAUCGAGAAUCAGCUAGUGUUCUUUCGGCUCAUGGUGCAUCUGUUACAUGUGCAAUUAUUUAUGGUUUCUCUAUAAUCAUGGGAUUUUCUGAUGGUGUAAUGAAGAUAUUUGAAAUUGGAAAUGAAUCGAUUCCUGUUCGAUAUCAAUUACAAGUACAUAAAUCUGCUAUGAUGAGUUUGUUAAUUACUGCUGAUGGAGUAAUAAUUACUGGUGCUGAAGAUGGAACUGUAUGCUUUUAUUCUCUUGAUUCAUUAGUGAAACUUGGUGAACAUUGUUUUCAUGAACCUAUUGAACGAAUGAUGCUUGUACGUGGUGAAGAUUUACUUGUUAAAUUUAAACAUGAUUUACAAUUAUUAGUUUAUACAUUACCUAUUCGAUCAUUUUCUAAUGCAUUACAAGCUGUUGAACAAGUACGUGUUACAUUUCCAGUUGGUAGUAUUCCAGCACGUGUUACUGUACGAAGUCCACAAAAUCUUAUUACAGUUUAUAAUCCACGUUCAACACAAAUUAUUAAUAUUAUUCCAUUAUCUCCUGAUAGAAUUAUUGUUAAUGAUUUUGCAUUUGAUUCAGCUGGAGAAAUUCUUUAUAUUUUAACAAGUAAAGCAGUAUGUAGUUAUUAUUGCGCAAGUUAUCCGUCGUAUUUAAUAAAUCUAUUUGAAGUUAAAGAAGAAUGUCUUUUUACUAAACUUUGUUGUUUUAUGUGGUUUUCACUUCUUCCUGAACAUACGAAAAAACGUCGAGCAUUUGGAGUUGUAUUUGUUGGAACGACUAAUGGAAAACUCUAUCUUGUUCCUGGUGAUCAUCAACUUAAAUAUGCAAUAGUACCUGAUACACCUGAAGCUUUAUAUGAGUACUAUCAAGUACUUGAUAAGACAGUUACAGUUGAUUGCUUAGAAAUAUUUCAAGCUUAUGAAACAUAUACUACUCGAAGAGGAGCAAGAUAUUUACUUGCUAUAGGAAAUGAUUUCAUUGCAAAAUUUUAUCGUAUAUCAAUAAAUUAUCAUGAAAUAUUUUUACGUCAAUUAGGAUUAUCAAUUCGUCUUGAUGCUUCAUGUAUUGGUGCAGCUAUGGCUGAAAGUCGAAUAGCUCUUGCAUGUAAUGAUCGUGGUUAUAUUCAAAUGUAUUCAAUAACAAUAAAUGGUCUUGAUGAAGUUUCACCGAAAGAUAUUCUUCAUGAACAUUCACCAGUAAAAUCACUUACUGGUUGUGAUACUUUAGGAUUAUUUGCAACAUUAAAUACUGCAAAUGAAAUUAUGUUAUGGACAAGAAAUAAUGAAGCCAUAAGAAAAAUAAAAUGCGAUUUUCCUUUAAUAUCAAUUGCUAAUCUUAAUGAUAGAGGAGAUAUUUUAUUAGUAUCAAAUAGACGAUUAAACUUUUUAAUGAUGAGUGAUUUUGCACCUGAUCAAGUUUUAUUUGACUUAAUUUCAACAGAAGUUGAAGAGCCAGAUGUAUUGGGUUUUUUUGAAGCCCUCGAACAAGAAAAAGCUCAAGCUGAAAUGGCGAAAAUGUUAGAAAAGAAAAAACUAUGCCCAAUUGCACCUGAUGCUCUAAUACCUAAUUCAACACUUCGUUCAAUGUUCAAAAUGAAAGAAAUCGAACCAGUUGAAGUAAAAAUGUUUCGAUUAAGAUUGAUUUCGCCCACAACAUCAGAUACAACUCAAAAGGAAUUAGAUGAUCGAUUGAAACGAUUUGCUGUAUUAACAAAUUUCGAUGGUAUUCAUUCAACUAUUUUUCAAUCGUUACAUAAAAUUAACAAAACGAAUAAAAAUCUCAAUUGGCAAAAUGAUGAUGAUGAAUGGGUGGAAUUAGAAGAUCCUGAAGGUUCAGUUGUUGAAACUUCAUCAAAAUCAUCUAGUGCAAAAAGAACUAAACAUGUACGCCCAACAACGGGUACAUUGAUGUCUCGUCAACAGGAUACAAUUCCGGAAUUAUUUAGAAGAAUGCAAAAUGAAUCAUGGUGGCAACAAACAGAUAAAGAUGCAAAUAAUAAUUUACGAUCAAUGUUACUUUAUUUAAUUGAAAUAAUAAAAGCUAAACAAAAUAAUUCAUACGAAUCAGCUUGUCAUUAUGUUGUAGAUGUAUUUCGAACAUAUGGUAUUGAACCAUCACUUGUUAAUCAAAUUCUUGGUAUUCUACUUAAUCAUUUAUCUCAAGGUGAAAAUGAUCCAUUAAAUAUCCAUACAGUUGGUACCAUAGCUCAAUUUAUGAUUGAAAGAAAAGAUAUUAUUGUUCCAUUACUUGAUUUUACAUUAAAAUGUCAACCAGAUAAUAUACUACGACAAGAAGCAAUAAAUGCAAUUAAAUUUAUUACUGAUGUUAAUAGUUCAGAUGAUAUUGAUUUAGUUCUUAAUAAUAUGUCAAUUGUUCAAGAUGCUGCUGAAGAUACAUUUUCAUUAAAAGCAAUUAUUGACAGAAUUAAAUAUAAACAGAGAAAUAUUCCAUCAGAUGUAGUUGUUGAAGAAAAAGACAGUGAAAAAAUUGAAGAUGAUAUUCUUCAUCCAUUAUUAAAAAAAAUUUCUCAAGAACGUUGGUAUCCUCGUGAUGAUAAUCCAAUUACACUUGAUUCAAUUAUUGAUGUUAUACUUGCUAAAUUACCAACGGCAAGUAAAACAAUGCUUAAAACAUUAACAGCACAUCUUGUUCAAUUAAAUCGUGUUAUUGGCUAUUCAAAAGAACAAUUUGAUCGAGUAUCAAAUGGUAUAAUCUCGCUUCUAUCACACAAUGAUGCCGAUCAUCGAUUGAUAGCUGCAACAAUUUUAGCUGAUUUAGGCAAAGAAACAAAAGCUAUUGAUAUUGCAUUACUUAAUUCAUUUAUAAAUGAUCCACGAAUUUUAGUUCGAACUGAAUGUUGUGAUACAUUAAAAAGAUUAACUUCAGUUAUGUCGGAUACUGUUUUAAAAGAUUGUGCAGAUGAUAUUCCAUAUUUAGAAACUUUACCAGAAGAAGAUUUUAGUCUUCAAAAUUAUUUAAAAGAAAAAAAUCGGACAUUAACACCACCACCAUCAACAGUAGAUUACCAUCCAUCAGCACCAAUCGAUGAAAAACACGAAGACGAAAUACAAGAAAAUGAAAAUGAAGAGGAACAUGAAAAUGAAGAAGAAGAACAUGAAAAACAAGAAGAAGAGCAUGAAAAGCAAGAAGAAGAGCAUGAAAAACAAGAAGAAGAGCAUGAAAAACAAGAAGAAGAACAUGAAGAACCAGAAGAAGAAGAAAAUCUUCUAUCAACUAAUGAAGAUCAACAAGAAAAAUCACAUAUCAAUAUCAAAGAUUCAACUCAUCCUCCUCCGUUUCCUUCUAUCAACGAACAAAUCGAUGAUAUCAAAGCAAUUGUUCGUUCACGUUCAUCAUCCCCUCGAAUAGAUGAACAACCAACUAUUCAUAAAAACCAUCGUGCUUUACAACAAACACCUAGUCAAUUUAGUAUAACUCCAAGUUUAACUUCUUCAACAACAGCAGCAACACCUAUUGAACAACCAAUACGUGUUGAAAUAAAUGAAAAAAUAAAGCCUAUUAUUCAGUCUUCACAUCAUGUACCGAAACCACGAAAAGAAUUACCACCACCACCACUACCACCUCCACAAUUAUCUUCACAAACACCUCGUCUACGUAAACAACUAACUGUUCCUAUUGAAAAACCAAGUCGAACACCAAGUAAAACAAUUGCUUCUGAUCAUUCAACUGGAAAACGUUAUCCACUUUUACCAAAUAAUGUAACUAUGUGGGAUUCAUAUGCAAAACAAAAUGAAAUUAUUGAACAAAAUAAAACUCAAAUUCCAUCUUCAACAGAAAUUCAUCAACAACCAAUACAUGAUCCAGUUCAAACAAUAAUUAAUGAUCAUAAACAUACUUUUGGUUAUUAUCGUAUGAUACCAAAUCGUCGUGUAUUGAUUCCUCAUAAAAUAUCUCUUACGGAUUUAUUUGGUGAUCAAAUGCAUAUAACUGUUAAUAGAAGAAGUUCAUCACCAUUAACAACAAGUACAAUGCGUUUGUCUGAUUUAAAUCGUAAUAAACGUCAUUUACAUGAAGUUGAAUUUAUACAAUUAUUAUCAUCACUUGUUAUACGUUCAAUACAAUUACAUAGAAGAAAUGAACAAUUUAUACCAGGAUCAUUUUCAUCAAAUGCAAAUUCUUCUAUGAAUUUUACGGAUGCAUUAACUAUUUCACAAAUGCAAUUACAUUCAUUAACAAAUUUACAUCAACCAAGUUUUUUUACAUCAAAUAAAUUACCACCUAUUGAUCAACAAAGACCAUCAUCAGCACAAACAACUAGAAUGAAAUCUGAUGCACAAACUAGAGCAACAAGAACAGGUGUUAAUCUUCGCAAAGCUAAAGACAUGGAAGAUGCACUAUCUAAUGUACUAAAAUCAAAUCGUGAACUUACACGAUCUACAAUUAUUCAUGGAAAUAGUUCACAUACAACUGGUGCGUCAAUUACAUACGAUCAAAAUGAAAUCACACAUGCAUGGCUUCUCGAACAAUUAUUACAUUCUCAAGGUACACCAGAUCCUCAAAAUUAUAUUCAACAACUUAUUCGAACUUAUCCAAAAUUUACACCAUUACUUUAUUCACGAGUAUCCGAAGAUCUAAUUCCUGUGAUUUGGAAUGAUCCUGUUAUGAGACAACUUGCAUCAAUUAUUAGUAAUAAACCAGAUGAAUCAACUAUUGAAGAUAUUUCAAUGAAACAUGCUAGUGCAAAACCAACACUACCAACAUUUGAUGAUGAGCAUUCAUCAAACUUUUUUGAUUAUGCAGCAUCAAGUCAAAUAUUGGCUAUGCAACAACAACAACGAGAUGAUCAUAAAAAGGAACUUUUACCAACUGUUCGUGGUGUAAAAAUGCGUCUACCACGUCACGUACUUAAAUUUGGUUUUCGUGAACUUGAUGUCGAUUCUCCAGAAGAAUCACUCGUUUCCUUACGCGAUGAAAGUACAUCAAAAUCACGUCGACGACGAAUUUAUAUGCAUCUUAUGUGUAAUCAUAAUAAUCAUUAUGAUGAUAAUAACUAA
Molecule: messenger RNA, 5754 nt
Organism: Rotaria sp. Silwood2
Lineage: Eukaryota; Metazoa; Rotifera; Eurotatoria; Philodinida; Philodinidae
Source: the annotation of a GenBank genome assembly